AUGCCUCGUGCACCCCUCGCUCUACGCCUGUGUCUGCUCUGCGCACUGCUGCCCCUGUUUGUGCGCCCAACUGGGAAGAAAAACGCUUUACAGAAGCUAUCCCUUGCGAAGGCCAUCCAAAGGAAGGGUAGUCGACCCGUCAGGAACCGGAGGGCUGGUCCCAUCCGACGGAUACACCAGGAGGAACCACCGCCACCCAUCCAAUCAUUUGGCCACCCCCAUAAUAGAGGUAACAGAACUAAACUGUUUUACCUAUCUGGAGGGCUGAACAAGCUUGGAAAACUGCGCAUUGUAUUUAGAAGGGUACGUUGUAAUGAUGCGGGUGAGAUGAAGGACGCUCUGGGAGGACCCCCCAAGAGGACAAACCACACUGGCAAAAUUGACCCAUGCGAAAGGGACGAAAACAAAGGAGAAACCAAACCACUCGACUCGGCAAACCCCCAGGAGGACCAACCACAAUCCAUCGACUUUUACAUAACCCAGUAUGAAGACCGUUUGCUGAAACGGCCGAGCAAAAUAAUGGACCUAUCCCCCCCAAGGCAAAACGAACAAACGGAAGGAAAAAAAAAAAAAAAAGAAGAAGCCACCCUCGAUGAUAUCCUAUACGGGGGUCUCCUAAAUAUUUACAAGCCUGUAAAUAUGUACUCCAUGAAGGUCUGCGAGAGGGUGAAACAUGUCCUUAGGGAUCAUUUCAAGCAAAUCUGCAAAAAGAAGUUAAAUUUCAAAGUGGGACAUGGAGGGACGUUAGAUCCCUUCGCUGAGGGGGUCCUAGUUAUCGGUAUACAAAAGGGAACCAAAAAGCUCAGUGAUUUUUUAAAGUGCUACAAAAAGUAUUUGGCCUUAGGCCUCUUCGGGUUGGAGACAGACACUCUCGACAGGGAAGGCAAAGUAGUAAAGAUAAGCAACGAAAUGAUGAAAGGGACACCCCCAAUAGGGGUCAACACCCAUGAUUCACUCAUAUCACAAAAGAAUAUUACACUCACUCUGAGUAAAUUCAUUGGACAUGUGUACCAAACUCCGCCAAUCUACUCAGCCAAGCGGGUCGAUGGAAUGAGGCUCUACGAAUACGCUCGAAAAAAAAUUUCUGUUCAAAUUAAACCAAGUAAAGUACACAUACAGAAGUUAAAAUACUUAAACCAAGUGGACCUCCCCUUUUUUGACUUAGACAUAAAAUGCUCUGGCGGCACAUACAUACGAAGCCUCGUGCGCGACUUUGCACACGCAAUGAACACACAUGCCACGUUAGUUAAACUUAUUCGUGUCCAACAGGGGGAGCACUUUCUAUAUGAGCACUCUCUACAUUACGAUGAUAUAAACAUGGAGAAUAUAAAGAGGCAUUUGAUCAAACUGUAG
Messenger RNA from Plasmodium coatneyi, 1353 nucleotides. RefSeq names its product Trna pseudouridine synthase. Gene Ontology annotation, biological process: mRNA pseudouridine synthesis; tRNA modification. Bases 1 to 1353 code for a protein of 450 amino acids. NCBI's taxonomy places the organism in Eukaryota, Apicomplexa, Aconoidasida, Haemosporida, Plasmodiidae. The transcript has a single exon. Gene Ontology annotation, molecular function: RNA binding; pseudouridine synthase activity. Gene Ontology annotation, cellular component: mitochondrion. The record is from RefSeq and is a predicted model, not a curated record.